GUACAAUUGAUUUGAGUGAGUGAUUUUCAUUGCAUUUUUUCCACCACGGCAUCUUAGACAUUCUAUUCUCCAUUGUUGGUUACUCUAUAUAUACACACAUGAAAAUGAAAAAGAUAUAAAGCAUACCGUAUUUAGAAGAAAAUAAGUACAGUAAUGGAAAUCUGGUUUAUCAUUGUGGUCACUCUUUGCAUAUCUUUCUUCCUCAAAUCCCUAUUUAAUCUUAUCAACUCCCCUGAUUCCAAAUGCAAGAAGAAACUCCCACCAGGACCCUACAGUUUUCCGGUGAUCGGCAGCUUAUUAUGGGCGGUAAGGACCUCAGCCGACUUGGAACGCAUUCUUCGUAACCUCAAGGCUAAGUAUGGUCCUCUCAUUACUCUCAAUAUGGGGUCUCGUUCUACCAUAUUCAUAGCUAGCCACUCCUUAGCCUACCAAGCUUUAGUCCAGCAAGGCGCUGUUUCCUCCGAUCGGCUCACCAGUGAAGUCCGCAACAUCAGCCUCUCCCCUUACGGCCCCGUAUGGCGUCUCUUCCGUCGAAACCUGACUUCAGAAAUACUCCACCCUUCUCGCAUUAAGUCCUAUUCCAAGGCCCGAUCAUGGGUGCUCAGUAUCCUCCUUCAACAGCUCCGUAAUGCACAAGUUGAUUCUGUGAAGUUAGUUGAUCAUUUUCAGUAUGCUACGUUCUGUCUUCUUGUCUUGAUGUGUUUUGGAGACAAGGUUGAGGAAGCUCAAAUCAAGCAAAUUGAAAGUAUACAACGCAGGUUCCUCCUAGCUCUCCGACGAUUCAAUAUACUCAAUUUAUUUCCUAUAGUUGGGAAAAUUAUUUUUAGGAAUCGCUGGAACGAACGCAUUGGACUACUACAAGAGCAAGAGAAGAUCUUCAUUCCUUUGAUUGAAACUCGAAGCAAGGCCAAAGAACAAAAGCCUGAGCAUGGUGAGUUGGAGGACGAAUUAGUGGUGGCUUAUGUGGAUACACUGUUGAAUUUAGAAUUGCCAGAGGAAAACAGGAAACUCAAUAAUGGAGAAAUGAUUAGCCUCUGUAGUGAAUUCCUAAUCGCUGGAACAGAUACGACGUCCACUGUGUUACAGUGGGUUAUGGCCAACUUGGUUAAAAACCCUUCCAUUCAAGAAAAACUAUAUCAAGAAAUUGCCAGUGUAGUGGGAAAAAAACAGAGGAAGUUGACAGAAGAGGAGGUGGUGAAGGAGGAAGAUUUGCAGAAAAUGCCCUACUUGAAAGCAGUGAUAUUGGAAGGUCUCAGGAGGCACCCUCCUGGCCACUUUGUGAUUCCACAUAUAGUGACUGAGGAAAUAGAACUGAACGGCUAUAUCGUCCCAAAGAAUGCAACCAUCAAUUUCAUGAUUGCUGACAUGGGUUUAGACCCAAAGGUGUGGGAGGAUCCCUUGGAAUUUAGGCCAGAGAGGUUCUUAGCGGAAGGAUCAGAUUUUGAUAUAACAGGAAGUAGAGAGAUCAAGAUGAUGCCAUUCGGUGCAGGGAGAAGAAUAUGUCCUGGUCUUGCGUUGGCUAUGCUUCACUUAGAAUACUUUGUGGGUAAUUUGGUUUGGCAUUUCCAAUGGAAGCCUGUGGAAGGAGAUGAUGUUGAUCUCUCAGAGAAGCUAGAAUUCACCGUUGUGAUGAAGAAUCCACUACGAGCUUGUAUCUGCCCGAGAGUUAACUCUGUUUGAAUUUAGUAAUUGGCUCUUUUUAUUUGCAUACUUCUCUGUUAAUGGACUGCUAUCCCAUUAGAAGUUAGAGGGGGAAUGUUGGUUGAUGCCCUGUUGCAAUAUCAACUCAGCUUGUUUGAAUGGUUGUUAUGUUUUUCUGCAUUGUAUUGACUUUAUAUACAAUAAUUAACUUUUAUUACUCGUAUCGUUAAA
This is a messenger RNA of Lycium ferocissimum, 1872 nucleotides long. RefSeq names its product cytochrome P450 89A2-like. Gene Ontology annotation, molecular function: heme binding; iron ion binding; oxidoreductase activity, acting on paired donors, with incorporation or reduction of molecular oxygen, NAD(P)H as one donor, and incorporation of one atom of oxygen. The transcript has a single exon. Gene Ontology annotation, cellular component: membrane. NCBI's taxonomy places the organism in Eukaryota, Viridiplantae, Streptophyta, Magnoliopsida, Solanales, Solanaceae. The record is from RefSeq and is a predicted model, not a curated record. Bases 154 to 1680 code for a protein of 508 amino acids.